GGCAGAGUGGCCGGGAGCCGCUACUGAGCGGCCCGUGGUGUGGGAGUGAGUGGAGGCAGCCUGGCUAUCCAGUGUGACUGGCCCAGGGACCAUGGACGUGGGCGAACUUUUAAGCUACCAGCCCAACAGGGGCACAAAACGUCCCCGGGAUGAUGAGGAAGAGGAGCUGAAAACACGUCGCAAGCAGGCUGGUCCCCGAGAGCGUGGCCGCUAUCGCGAGGAAGAAACAACUGCAGUUGAAGAAACAGAUGAUGACAAAAAACGACUGCUCCAGAUUAUUGACCGAGACGGCGAGGAGGAAGAGGAGGAGGAGGAGCCACUGGAUGAAAGCUCGGUGAAGAAGAUGAUCCUCACCUUUGAAAAGAGAUCCUACAAGAACCAGGAGUUGCGGAUCAAGUUUCCAGACAACCCCGAGAAGUUCAUGGAAUCCGAGCUGGACCUAAAUGACAUCAUCCAGGAGAUGCACGUGGUAGCCACCAUGCCAGACCUGUACCACCUUCUGGUGGAGCUGAGCGCUGUGCAAUCGCUUCUCGGGUUGCUGGGACACGAUAAUACAGAUGUGUCCAUAGCAGUAGUUGACCUGCUUCAGGAGCUGACAGACAUCGACACCCUCCACGAGAGCGAAGAGGGAGCAGAGGUCCUCAUUGACGCCCUGGUGGAUGGGCAGGUGGUCGCACUGCUGGUGCAGAAUCUGGAGCGCCUGGAUGAGUCUGUGAGGGAGGAGGCGGACGGCGUCCACAACACCCUGGCUAUUGUGGAAAACAUGGCCGAGUUCCGGCCCGAGAUGUGCACGGAGGCUGCCCAGCAGGGCCUUCUGCAGUGGCUGUUGAAGAGGUUGAAGGCGAAGAUGCCCUUCGAUGCCAACAAGCUGUACUGCAGUGAAGUGCUGGCCAUCCUGCUGCAGGACAACGACGAAAACAGGGAAUUGCUCGGGGAGCUGGAUGGAAUCGACGUGCUGCUUCAGCAGUUAUCUGUGUUCAAGCGGCACAAUCCCAGCACUGCCGAGGAGCAGGAGAUGAUGGAGAACCUCUUUGACGCCCUGUGCUCCUGCCUCAUGCUCAGCUCCAACCGCGAGCGCUUCCUGAAGGGGGAGGGCCUCCAGCUGAUGAACCUCAUGCUCAGGGAAAAGAAGAUCUCCCGGAGCAGUGCCUUGAAAGUGCUGGACCAUGCCAUGAUUGGGCCUGAGGGCACAGACAACUGUCAUAAGUUUGUUGACAUUCUUGGCUUACGAACCAUCUUUCCUCUGUUUAUGAAAUCUCCCAGGAAGAUCAAGAAAGUGGGCACCACCGAGAAGGAACAUGAAGAGCAUGUCUGUUCGAUCCUGGCUUCCCUCCUACGCAACCUGAGAGGGCAGCAGCGGACCCGGCUUCUGAAUAAAUUCACCGAGAAUGACAGCGAGAAGGUUGACAGACUAAUGGAGCUGCAUUUUAAAUAUCUGGGUGCAAUGCAGGUGGCCGACAAGAAGAUUGAAGGGGAAAAACAUGACAUAGUCCGGCGUGGGGAGAUCAUCGACAAUGACAUGGAGGACGAGUUCUACCUGCGGCGCUUGGAUGCCGGACUCUUCAUCCUCCAGCACAUCUGCUACAUCAUGGCUGAGAUCUGCAAUGCCAAUGUUCCCCAGAUUCGCCAGCGGGUUCACCAGAUCCUCAACAUGCGCGGAAGCUCCAUCAAGAUCGUCAGGCACAUCAUCAAGGAGUAUGCAGAGAACAUCGGAGAUGGCCGCAGCCCCGAGUUCCGGGAGAAUGAGCAGAAGCGUAUCCUGGGCUUGUUGGAAAAUUUCUAGAGCCUUCCCUCCUCCAAGCAACGUAGACUCUCGGGCUCCCUCCCAGGACUGUUUUUACACAGCUGUGUGUCUUUGAACAAAUUAAAGCUAGUUUUGGUA
This is a messenger RNA of Jaculus jaculus (lesser Egyptian jerboa), 1882 nucleotides long. It is a transcript of the gene Ctnnbl1, whose product is annotated as catenin beta like 1. Gene Ontology annotation, cellular component: spliceosomal complex. Lineage: Eukaryota; Metazoa; Chordata; Mammalia; Rodentia; Dipodidae. The coding region runs from base 92 to 1783 and encodes 563 amino acids. The record is from RefSeq and is a predicted model, not a curated record. The transcript has 16 exons.